Rhea pennata is the source of this 5317-nucleotide messenger RNA. It is a transcript of the gene CFAP74, whose product is annotated as cilia and flagella associated protein 74. Lineage: Eukaryota; Metazoa; Chordata; Aves; Rheiformes; Rheidae. The record is from RefSeq and is a predicted model, not a curated record.
AUGGAAGAUGCUGAGUUCAGUGAUAGAAGUGAAGAGCAGAAAACUCUUUUACCGUUUCUGAAAAGGGAAGAAAAAGAAGACAAAGCUGGUCAGUUCUCUAAUUUGAAAGACUACCACAAAGAACGCAAACCUGAAGAGUCAGAUGAUGGUGGCGAGACAGGAGACAAGGACCUUUCUGAAGGAGUUGGAGAUGAAUCUGAUUCUAACAUGGAAAGCUUGGAACACUAUUUGGACAACAAUAAUAAUAUUCCACCUAUGAAAUAUGCAGAUAGAGUUCACAUAUUAACACUACACAGGAACCUAAAACAGCUGAAUGACGUAGCCAAAGAAAAGGAAUGUGUGGUACCAAAAAACAGAGACAAGCUCAGUACCUGCCAGCUGCAGAUCAAAAUACUAGCAAAACAGCUGGAGUAUAAGGGGAAUUACGAUGUUGAAUAUAGUCAAUUCAAUGUCCAUAGGCACUGUAGUGUAUUGUGCACUGGUUCUCUCAGAACAGCCCUGUUCCACCUGCAGGCAGUGCGCAUGCAACAAUGCACCGAACUAGAGAAUAAGAAAGACCUUGAAUCAAAAAUUGCUUUGACACUGAAAGAAUGUGUGUAUGAGGUGUGGCAAAUAGAAGCUGAACAGGGAAAAUCUGAAAGCUUUCUUGAGCAACUUGAUGAAGAGGAGCUAGAGAUGCAAUACCGAAAACAAGCAGAAUUGCGAAUUUGGAGGGAAAAAAUAGCAGCCCGCAAAGCGGAACAAAAUCAACAGGCUAGAGAAAAAAAAGAAGAGGAAGCUCAGAAAGAAUAUGAAGAAAAGCAUAAAGAAAUGCUUGAAGAUGUUCAAAGGAACCAUGAAAAAGCAGUCUACUUUCUGAGAAAAACAAUGACAAGAAUUCAUGAGAAAAAUGCAGACGAAGAACAGAAGACUCAGAAGCAUAUGGAAAGAAGGAUGCAAGCUGUGCUUUCCCUGAAAAACAGCAUAGCUUCCAAUAGGGAAAACCUCCGAACUCUCCAGCUAGGGAAAAAAGCAAGGGCCUUUGAGGCAAAAAAACAAGAGAUGAAAAUGAGGGAAGCUAUCCUAGCAGAAGGAGGCAAUGUUGCCAAGGAAAUUUUUCUUCAUAAACGACUGGCAGAAUAUGAAAAAGAGAAACGAGCUUUUCAAGAACAGCAAAAAUCUAGAAGAAUUGAGAUUGUAGCUCGAAUUUUGCAAGAAAAUGUUUAUUUUCACAAGCAGAAAAACAGUCAAUCCUGUACUAAGGCAGUUAAGAGGGAUGGUAAACUUGAGGAUUCUUUACUGUGGAGAAUGAAAACAUGGCAGUAUAUUGAAAAGACUUGCGAACAUUCAGCUACAGCAAUACCACAGGAAUCGUGGUACUCUUCAUCAAUUUGCUCCUCAGCUGAUAAGAGAAUUCCUUCCAUACAAGAAUUUCCUGAAAAAGCAUGCCAUGAUGUGUUCUGUGAAAGUAAAGAAGAUGAGAAAGAGAAGGACAAGCCUCAAGCUGAACCAGAGUUUCCAGGACUUUGGAAUCAGGAAUGUGAUUUGCACAAGAUACCUAAAGAAGAAACGGAACCAAAGCUGUUAGCUACAAAGAUAAUGAAAAAAGAGAUUUUAAAGAAAAAAAUGGGGAAGCUCCAAACUGGAAUUUUUCACCAGCAAAUAGUGUCUGGUGGUGAAUGUGAGGAAUGCCCUUUUUACAGUAAACCAAAUCUCAUUCAUUUCAAGGAUUUUGAUGUUGGUAAGAUCUACAAAAAGAAGAUAGUUUUGACAAAUGCAUCUUACAGUGUUAAUUUCUGCAGACUAGCAGGAAUCAGUGAAUGGCUCAAGGACUUCAUCAGCAUUCAUUUUGACCCACCUGGCCAAAUGUCUGCUGGAAUGUCCUGUGAAGUAGGGGUGACCUUUAAGCCAAUGAUAAAUGAAACUCUGGAAGGAGAAAUCACAUUUAUGGCACAGACAGGUUCUUUUUCUGUUCCAUUGAAAUGUACAACCAAGAAAUGUGUUCUGGCACUAGAUAAAGAGCUCGUUGACUUUGGCACUCAGGUUGUGGGGGAGAGAAUUUCACGGACUGUCACCCUGACAAACUGUGGAGCUUUGGGAACAAGAUUCAAAGUUCAGAUGUCAGCAGAUGAUAGUAGAGUAAGCACAGCAAUAGCAAAAUCUUCUCCUGGACGAAUGAUCAGUCAACAAUUCAGUGACUCUUUCCCUGAAGAGAGAGUCAGUAAUAGUCCUGUGAAAUCUGUGUUUGAGAAAAAGGAUCAAACUUGUCAUGACCAUAGUGAAGAAAUGACUUAUUGUGUAACUCGGAUGGAGCAGCAGAGGACAGAGACAAGCCUGAGCAAAGACCUUAGUCAAGAUGCAUUAAACUGCAAACCAGACCUGGAAGCAGACGAUGCGGAGGAUGUAGUGGAACCUUUUCCUGAAGAAACACCAACUGAAAUUAUGCUGGGCAAGGUUACUGAAGGUGAAAUUGGACCCUUCAACUCAGUCAAGCUUCAGAUUAUAUUUACCCCAGCCAUCCCUGGAGAUGUACGGGCAGAGUUUGUGAUUACUUUUGACAACUCACCCUGCAAACCACUGUGCUUUAGUGCCAUUGGAGUUUCUAUUGAUGUGCCAGUUUGGGUGCCCAAUCCAAACAUUGAUUUAAAGAUCUGUAUGUAUGACCGACUUUAUCAGGAUUGCAUUGUCAUUCAAAGCAGAGCAAAAGCUGCGCUGCGAUUGAAGUUUGAAGUAUGCAAAGAAUUGAGUAGGCAUAUGGAGCUUCUUCCAAAAACAGGUUACAUUCAAGCUCAGUCAUCCUUCAAUGUGCAGCUGAAGUUUCUGCCCAGGCACUCCCUUCCUGAAGAUGCAGGGAACUAUUUUGAUGAGGAGACAAGAGUUCUGGAAGUUCCAAUGACAAUACUGAUUGCAGAUAAGACUAAACCUGUUAAUUUUACUGUCCAUGCAAUUGUUACUACUUCUGAUAUGGAAAUUAGUCCAGCAGAAAUACAUUUUGGAUACUGCACAAUCUAUGAAGCUGUGCAGACAAAUGUCACACUAACAAACAAAUCCAUUUUGCCACAAGAGUUUGGAUUUGUGGGACUUCCAGAGUUUGUUGAAAUUCAACCCAAUGAUGGACUUGGAAUUCUUCUUCCCCUUGAAAGCCUGACAUUGGACAUAAUCUUUAAAGCCAACAAGGCAAAAGAAUAUAACUUUGAACUAACCUGCAAGUCGGAGAUUAAUAGACAAUUCAAGCUGUCAUGCAAAGCCGUUGGAGUCCACCCACCUCUUGAAUUGUCUCAUUCCUUAGUUCAGUUUGCUGCAACAGCUUUAAAUGGUGUAUCUACAGCAACACUCCAUGUAAUAAAUUCCCAUGUAAGUGUCAACAGCUUUACUCAUGCUGUCCCAAGAAUUGGCAAUGGGGAAAUUGCCUGUGUUGGACCCACUUCCUUUGAAUUCCAUGUACCGGAAGACUGUCCUGUGACAAUUACACCUUCUGUUGGGACUGUGUUGCCUGGGAAGAAAAGCUUGAUUCAAGUGUCCUUCAGACCAAUAUUGUCAGAUCAGCUUAUCAGAGAAGAGGCAAUGCGGCUUUGCAGAGCAGCUGUGACAAGGGCAGAAAUACAAACAAAGAAGAAAGACGAGAAGACAAAGAAAUUAAGCAUUUCCUCUAUCAGACAGCAGUCUUCCAAACAGCUUGCAAGAGACAGAGGCAGUAAAUACCUGACUUCUGUAUAUAGUUCUGAGCAACCAAAAUCUGAAGAGAUAAAACCUACUUCUGAAGCUUAUAUGGCAGCUCAGACUUUCCUGAUCAGGAAUUUCAGAGGGAGGUUUGAAAAAUACAUCAUACCCUGUUUUGUUGCAAGUGGAGAUACUGAUGGAAAAAGAAGCUCUGAAGAUCUAAGCUGCAGCCCUUAUAAUACCUUGUAUCUGGAGCUGCACUGUCCAGCUGUAGCACCAUCUGUUGUGGUCACUUCAGAUAAUGGGGAAAACACAAUCAAUUUUGGUGAUGUCGCAGUAGGCCAUAGAAGAAUUAAGCAAAUUACAAUACAAAAUAUCUCCCCAGAGCAGCUGGAACUAGGAUUUUCAAUUCUGAAUCCCAAUGGUCCCUUCUUGUUGGUCAGACCAGUUGGAAUGCUUCAGCCAGGGGAAAAUAAAACUCUUAUCAUCUCUUUUUGUCCAAAUGAGAAUAAAUGGUUUUUUGAAACAUUGGACAUCUGGACUGUAAAAACUAAUCUAACCCUAAGCAUCAUUGGUCAUGGGGUGAUGCCAUCAACUGUCUGCUCUGUGGAAGAAGUACUCAAUAUGGGAUACGUCAUAGCCAAAGAGAAAGUGACUUCCACAUUCAAGAUACAGAAUACAUCCAUACUGAACUUGAGAUACUCCAUACAACUGGAUUCACUUUCUUCAACAAGGGAUAAAGACCAGCAGAAACUUCCUUCCUUCAUGACAUCCUCUUUGCAAAGAACAGAUUUUGUUGGAACACAGAACUAUAAUGGCUUAAGUGUGUUCAGCAUUUUUCCAAUAGAAGGAGAAAUUGUUGCUGGGAAGAGCCAGGAUUUUACUGUCACUUUCAGUCCUGAUCAUGAAAGUCUAUACUAUUCUGACCGUCUGAAGGUUGUGCUCUUUGGCAAGGAAGUAGCCCAUGUGAUCCACUUAAAGGGUGCAGCAAGAUAUCAUCCAAUGUUUGUGGAAGGAGGAAUUCCACUAGAUGUGCCCAUAGAGUCUUUGGCUGUAACAUUAUCUAUGUCAUCACAGGAAGCAGCAAAAGAAGAGCUUCAAGAACCAGUAAAGUCCAUUCUCCUGGUCCUGGAGUACAUAGAGGGAGAGAGUUCUGUGGUGCCAGCAAUGACAGAACUGAAAGUUGGAGCUAUACGGACAGCUCAGUUUGCAUCCAAGAAGAACGUGGAGUUCAAUUUUGAUAACCUGCCACUUCUGCAGCAGAAGGGAUUCACCAUUGAAUCUUCAAAAGGAACAGUUGAUCGUGGUCAAGUAAAAUGCAUCAGUGUUUCUUGGGUGCCACCUGCUGAUUUUCAUGCUGAUAGCCCCCUGAUUGUGACAACCCUGCUGACAUUAAAAGGUGCUAUUAAAGAAUCUUACCGAAUUAUCUUCAUAGCAAAAGUUGCAUCUGCCUCAUGCUAAACAAGGAAAAGAAGUUAAAUGGAAAGGAAGAUGAUGGAGGCUUGUAUUACUGGUAAACCAUUGGAUCUCAAUUGGAAAAUGGAAGAUUGUGAGAUUGUUGCAAGUAUGUGACAUUCAGGCAUUCAAUUUUAGACUCAGUUAAGAAUUUUAGAAACUUUCACUGUAAACAAAAUUUGUAUAAUCUUAGUUAAAUAGCAUAAAAUGGAUUUAUCACCAA